AUGGCUUACGUUCCAGGCCUGACGUUGCCUGCUUCCAUCUUCUCCAACGCGCCAAUCUCCGUUCUCCUUCCUCUCGGACUGGGCCUUGGUUCAGGAUUAGUGUCGCAGCCUGGGAAAUUCGCGCCAAAGAAACUCUCAGACCCAGCUGCCAAAGAACGAGGGACGUUUAGAAGCACACAAGAGCAAUACUUGGCCUUGAAACAACCGCCCUUCAGACCACCACCUUGGGUGUUCGCGCCAGCAUGGUCCACUCUCUAUCUGUUGAUGGGAUACGCGGCACAUAGAGUCUGGACAAUUGGCAUGGCAAGCAUGAAUCCCCAGACCGUCGAGCAUACGAGAAGAGGCGCAACACUCUACACGAUACAACUAGGGUUGAACCUCGUGUGGAUGCCGUUGUUCUUCGGCUUGGGCAGACCUAUCGAGGCCAUGCUUGAUAUUGUGACAUUGACUGGCGCGGUGGGCUAUAUGGCUUAUGUCUGGAACAAGGUCGAUAAGACAGCUGCGUACCUGAUGGUGCCAUACCUCGCCUGGCUGUCAUUUGCCACCUAUCUGACGGCUGGCACUGGCCAUCUUAAUGGUUGGACCAUCAAAUCACAACCAGAGAGCCAAAUCGAGCCCGAACCCAAGGAGUAG
Cladophialophora yegresii CBS 114405 is the source of this 633-nucleotide messenger RNA. RefSeq lists its product as uncharacterized. The record is from RefSeq and is a predicted model, not a curated record. The transcript has a single exon. The coding region runs from base 1 to 633 and encodes 210 amino acids. NCBI's taxonomy places the organism in Eukaryota, Fungi, Ascomycota, Eurotiomycetes, Chaetothyriales, Herpotrichiellaceae. Gene Ontology annotation, cellular component: mitochondrial outer membrane.